Messenger RNA from Polyodon spathula (Mississippi paddlefish), 2816 nucleotides. RefSeq names its product beta-galactoside alpha-2,6-sialyltransferase 1-like. The record is from RefSeq and is a predicted model, not a curated record. Gene Ontology annotation, molecular function: sialyltransferase activity. The transcript has 6 exons. Bases 786 to 2024 code for a protein of 412 amino acids. Lineage: Eukaryota; Metazoa; Chordata; Actinopteri; Acipenseriformes; Polyodontidae.
CUGAUACAGUCAUAGAGUUGGUCAGAUGUGGACUGCCCAAUCCAAAUGCAAAUAUAUUUGACUGUUGAUUCUUUGGCAAUUUAUUUAGGGUAAGUAAGAGAUAUUUUGAGAAUUAUUAUUAUUUUUUAUUUAUUUACCGUGCCGUCUAAGCUGAUGAACCCAGCGAGUCAGGGAAACUCAGUGGUCUGUCCUGCAACACAGAAUUGUUUUUAAAAGCUGUAUCUAUUCCCCCCAGAAACGAGGUAAACACGACAAAUACCGGAACACAGGAAGGCAAGGGAUAUACUUGCCACUUCCAACAUUCAAAUUACCAGUGCAACAUGGCUUACUGGUAGCUGUCAAUAAAAAAAAAAAAAAAAAAAAUGCUGGAACUGUCUUUUGUUCAGUACAGAAAAGGCGAUAAGGCACAGCACUCUGAUACACAGCGUCAACUUUUUUACAAGUUUAUCUUGUGGUAGAAAAUUGAACGGAAAUUGCACUGGCUACAGCAAUCUAGGAUGUAUAUCGAAGUCAGCACAAAAACAUGAGGGUUCCCAAAGUCACUUGUGAGUCACUGUAGCACUCAAAAACUUUUGGACAAUCCCGGAAUGAUGUUUAACUGGAUGAGCAGAAGCCUAGGAAUACAAUACAUCACAAUGAGCAAGUAAGAAAAAAUCGUGGUUCUUAAACGCUUGAUUCUAUAGUUUACUUUGGUAAGCAAGAACUGGCAUUCAGAUGCACGGUGAAGGCACCAAUAGAGACUUCCGUUGAAGUUCUGAAUACCUGCCCAGACCUGUGGAUGUAAAAUGUUUAAAAACAUUUGUUACACAGUUUUCCUUAUUGCCUGUGUUUUGUUUUUUUUCCUGUGCACAUUCAUGUACAGCAGGAUACAUGAAACCAAAACAUAUCCUGCCGAACAGACAAAGAGUAGAUUGACUCAUGUGAGUAAAACACAACGUCAGAAAAUUACAUUAACUGAUUUGAAUAAAAAACUAGUUCAGAACGUUACAUUGAUACCUGUGAAACAAAAAGUAACCAGGAAUAAAAUUGUCCAAAAUGCUAAGGCUGUAAGAUCCUGGCUGGUAUGGAAUGAAAACACCUCUACUGAUGAUCUUGGCUCCUCUCUAAAGGCUAUCAAGAACAAUUACCAGGCACUGAACAAAUACAAUGUGACAUUUGUCUGGAAAAAUGUGACUGCAAAGCUGAGCCAGCAUGAGCUCCUGUGCGAGCUCAAAACUCGCGUACCACUUGUGAUGAUCAAAGCUGGUGAUGGCAAAGUCAAAGGAGAGGAUUGGCAGAAAUACUUGCCCACAAAGGACUUGAAUAAGAAGUUUGAAAACCUCAAACGGUGUGCUAUUGUGUCUUCAGCAGGAUCUUUAAAAAAUGCAAAACUGGGAGCUGAAAUAGAUGACCAUGAUGCUGUCAUGAGAUUCAAUGGCGCUCCGACGGAUGGGUAUAGCAUUGAUGUGGGGGAAAAAACUACUAUUCGAAUAAUAAAUUCACAGCUUGUGCAUGAUAAAGAGCACAGUUUUCUAACGGAUCCUAUUUAUCAGACUGGAGUGUUAAUCCUGUGGGAUCCUGCACCAUAUAAAGAAGAUCUUCAACAUUGGUACAGUAACCCAGACUAUCCCUUCUUUGCGAGGUAUGUGGAAUACCGUAAGAAUCAUCCUGAGCAGCUCUUUUAUAUCAUUAACCCGAUUAUGCAGUGGAACCUGUGGGACAUUAUUCAGGAGAAUUCACUGGAGGCGAUCCAACGCAACCCCCCUUCCUCCGGGAUGCUAGGCAUCGCAUUAAUGAUGAACCUCUGUGACGAAGUGAAUGUGUACGAAUUCCUGCCUUCGAAGAGAAAGUCUGACAUUUGUCAUUAUUACCAGAAAUUCUAUGACCGAGCCUGCACAAUGGGUGCCUACCAUCCCUUAAUGUAUGAGAAGAACCUGGUUAAGAGGAUGAACCAGGGAACAGAUCAUGACAUCUUCCACUAUGGCAGAGUGACUUUACCAGGAUUCCGGAAUAUUCACUGUUCAGCAAAGGCAAGGCAGAUCUAAACUGGUACAGCAGGGCUUAAUAAUAAUACUCUGUGAUGUGGAAAAUUUUUUGAUGUUAUGGAAAAUCCUCUGCAGAAAAUCUAAUGAACCCCUCCAUACUAAAUGUCUUGGGGAUCAUGACAUUGACCUACAUUUAGGUAAUUUCAGCUGUACUGAGACAGAAUAUUUAGAGGACUCAAAGUUUCAGGUGCUGCAUGAAUAUAAACUGAAAGUUUCAGUGCUGCAUUUUUUUGUUGUUCUUUGUAAUGUAAAUUUAUUGGCAAGAUGUUUUUAAAUAGUUGAUUUGAUGGCACAUCAAGUGACACCUUCAGACUGUUGCUCUCCAUUAUAAUAUUUAUAGUUUGAUACUUUGUGGUGUAAUAAAAGUUCAACAUUGUAAAAAACAAAAAAAAUCUUUAAAAUUGAGCCAUCUGCAGUGGUGUUACUGCCUCUUGCCUCUGUAGUACUUCACGGUAUCCCAUUUACUGACUUAGAAACUCCUGGUCGCCCACUUUCCCGAGUCGAAUUAAAUCAGAUGAGGACUAGUUGAUGUCUUUGUCUCAGUAGACCUCUGGGCGAGUACUUAAUACAGAUGUACACAUAUACUACUCUCACGAUUAGUCUUGCGUUAAAAAAAAUGUAGGGAAAUCAAUGUUCUAAUGGGGUGUAGCAGUGGUGAAUAAGCAUUCGCAAAUAAUGCUUAGAAAACAGUCACUUUACAAAACUGUGUUGAUUUAUACUGGGUUAUGACCCUGUCUGAAGAUGUCAUUAGCAAAGGGGGCUGGUUGUAGUAGCGAGGUCAAACAAUAGGUC